AUGCCUUCUUGGAUCGGGGCUGUGAUUCUUCCCCUCUCCGGGCUGCUGCUGUCCCUCCCGGCCCGGGCGGAGGUGAAGGCUCGGAGCUGCGGCGAAGUCCGCCAGGCGUACGGUGCCAAGGGAUUCAGCCUGGCGGACAUCCCCUACCAGGAGAUCGCAGGAGAACACUUGAGAAUCUGUCCUCAAGAAUACACGUGCUGCACCACGGAAAUGGAAGACAAGCUCAGUCAACAGAGCAAACUGGAGUUUGAAAACCUGGUGGAGGAGACGAGCCACUUCGUGCGCACCACGUUCGUGUCCAGGCACAAGAAGUUUGACGAGUUUUUCCGAGAGCUCCUGGAGAAUGCAGAAAAGUCACUAAAUGAUAUGUUUGUACGGACCUAUGGAAUGCUGUACAUGCAGAAUUCAGAAGUGUUCCAGGACCUCUUUACAGAGCUUAAGAGAUACUACACAGGGGGCAAUGUGAAUUUGGAGGAAAUGCUCAAUGACUUCUGGGCUCGGCUCCUGGAACGGAUGUUUCAGCUGAUCAACCCCCAGUAUCAUUUCAGCGAGGACUACCUGGAGUGCGUGAGCAAAUACACAGACCAGCUGAAGCCGUUUGGAGAUGUUCCCCGGAAGCUGAAAAUUCAGAUCACCCGCGCCUUCAUUGCUGCGCGGACAUUUGUCCAAGGGCUGACCGUGGGCAGAGAAGUUGCAAAUCGAGUGUCCAAGGUCAGCCCGACCCCAGGCUGCAUCCGUGCCCUCAUGAAGAUGCUAUACUGCGCUUAUUGUCGAGGACUCCCCACGGUGAGACCGUGCAAUAACUACUGCCUCAACGUCAUGAAGGGCUGCCUGGCAAAUCAAGCCGAUCUCGACACCGAGUGGAACCUGUUUAUAGAUGCCAUGCUCUUGGUGGCAGAGCGACUGGAAGGACCGUUCAACAUUGAGUCAGUCAUGGACCCAAUAGACGUCAAGAUCUCUGAAGCUAUUAUGAACAUGCAGGAAAACAGCAUGCAAGUGUCUGCAAAGGUGUUUCAGGGAUGUGGCCAACCCAAACCUGCUCCAGCUCUCAGAUCUGCUCGCUCAGCUCCUGAAAAUUUUAAUACACGAUUCAGGCCUUACAAUCCUGAGGAAAGACCAACCACUGCUGCGGGCACGAGCUUGGACCGGCUGAGGAUUGUGUGGAGGACAAUGCAACAUAGUGUCACAGACAUAAAAGAGAAACUGAAGCUCUCUAAAAAGGUCUGGUCAACAUUGCCCUACACCAUCUGCAAGGACGAGAGCGUGACAGCUGGCACGUCCAAUGAAGAGGAAUGUUGGAAUGGACACAGCAAAGCCAGGUACCUGCCUGAAAUCAUGAAUGAUGGGCUGACCAACCAGAUCAACAACCCAGAGGUGGACGUGGACAUCACGCGGCCCGACACGUUCAUCAGGCAACAGAUCAUGGCUCUCCGCGUGAUGACCAACAAACUGAAGAACGCAUACAAUGGCAAUGACGUCAACUUCCAGGACACAAGCGACGAAUCCAGCGGCUCAGGGAGUGGCAGUGGGUGCAUGGAUGACGUGUGUCCUACAGAGUUUGAGUUUGUCACCACAGAGGCCCCCGCGGUGGAUCCCGACCGGAGAGGAGUAGACUCUUCUGCCGCCCAGCCGGGCCCCUCCCUGCUCUCAGGAUCUCUCGUCUGCGUCGCCCUGGCACUGCAGAGACUGUGCAGAUAA
Messenger RNA from Budorcas taxicolor (takin), 1698 nucleotides. It is a transcript of the gene GPC6, whose product is annotated as glypican 6. NCBI's taxonomy places the organism in Eukaryota, Metazoa, Chordata, Mammalia, Artiodactyla, Bovidae. Bases 1 to 1698 code for a protein of 565 amino acids. The record is from RefSeq and is a predicted model, not a curated record. The transcript is spliced from 10 exons. Gene Ontology annotation, biological process: regulation of signal transduction; cell migration; regulation of protein localization to membrane. Gene Ontology annotation, cellular component: synapse; extracellular region; cell surface.